CUGGUCGGUCAGGUCCUUCAUUUGGACCUGGAAGGACAAUGGCGCAGUGUUAACGCACCAUGGCGGGUCAAAGGGACUACAUUAAGGGACUACAUGACAUGUCUGGAGCUGAACUGCUCACCUGGUUGAACCACAGAGGAGCAAUUACAACACUUUUAAGCAGUUUUCUUUCUGCAGGAGUUUAGGAGAGGAGCUGCGUAAAGUUUUUAGUGUUUUUCAUUUUGUUUCUGGAGACAUCAUGGCUCUGUCCCAGAUCCAGUGCCUGGACAACAACCACGUGAACCCGCGGACGCACGAGUCCAAACCGGAGUUCUUGUACUGCGAGGACCAGCGGCUCGCGCUCGAGGCUUUCCUCCAGGAUGGUCGCGAGGAGUUCGUUAAGUUCCUCGAGGCUCGAGGCGUGCGGGACUUCCUCUCGGACCCGGAGCUCGAGACUCUCGCGGAGCUGGUAGAGCCCUACGACCCGGGCUCCGAGCUCUACCCGGAGGGGUACGAGGCCGAGGAGGAUGGAGACGAGCCGCCGCUGCCGCUGUCGCUGCAAUACUGGCCCGAGCUGUCGGACACGUCCGUCCCGCAGAUGGAUAUCGGCUGGCCGGACUCCGCUGGUUACCGGGGGGUGACGCGCACCACUGUGUACGCGCAGCCGCCGCUGGAGGGUCAGGUGCACAUCAAAGAGGUGGUCCGCAAAAUGAUUGCGCAGGCGCAGAAGGUAAUAGCAGUGGUGAUGGAUGUGUUCACCGAUGUCGACAUCUUCAGGGAUUUGCUAGAUGCUGGUGUCAAGAGGAAGGUUUCGGUCUACAUCCUGUUGGAACGCACAACGCUACCUCAUUUCCGGUCCAUGUGUCAGAGGGCCAACAUGCAUGCCGGGCACCUCAAGCAACUUCGUGUACGCUGCACAGACGGAGCAGAGUUCCACACUCGGUCCUGCACCAAGGUCAGAGGGCGAAUGGGACACAGAUUCAUGUUCGUCGAUGGAGACAAAGCUGUGUCUGGGUCGUACGGUUUCACUUGGAUGUCAUCGCGGCUGGACAAAAGUCUCAUCACCGUGGUUACAGGCCAGGCAGUGGAGGCCUUCGACCGUCUGUUCCGCAUCCUCUACGCGACCUCCAGCUUGGUCGACCUCCGGCAGGUCGCCACGGAGCCUGAACCCGCACUGGAGCCCCUCUCACAGCCGGCCUUGGUGGCCCUCCCUUCUGCUGCUAUGGCUAGGAAAAUGUACAGCCCCAAAUACACCCUGGUUACUUUAGGCAACCCCAGCCCCACCCCUUCUGCCAACUCCAAAGAGACCCAAAAGGACUCCAAGAACCCAGAAAACAAGAAGCGGAGGAGGAAGAGCAAAGAAGCUGUACAGGAGGCUCCUCCCCUCCACCCCGGGCUCACCAAUCUAGAGAAAGUUUGUAUGAUGUCAUACCUGCCCACCUGGCCGGAGCCUGACCCCCCCAGCGACGUGAUUGGGUACAUUAAUAUUCGCGACACCAGAAAACCGAAUCAGGUCCAUCUGCAGAGAUCUGAGAUGUUUGAAACCAGCCAGGCGAUCAGGUUCAGUAGUCCGUUCAGCAUGCCUAAGGAAACCCUGCCAGAGGUCGCCAAGCCCAGACAGCUUUCUGCUAAAAACGAGGAGAUAAAUAAACUCCGACAAUGGCGAGAUAAAGCCAAGGCUGAGGAGUCGGCAAGAGGCAGAGCUCAGCCGACGCAACUCAAUGCAGGGCCUGGGGACAUCAAAAAUAAAGCAGAGGCACCUGGACAGAAAGGACCAAAGUGUGAAUCUGACAAAGACACUACUAAGACUCUCAACACUGAGAACAAACAGUAUUCAAACACACCUACCAACCACGAUGCACACACGCCUCGCCAAUCCAGCAGCAAAGAGUCCACUCCUAACGCUGGGAGGCCUUUACACGCCACACCACAAACUGUCGCCACCCUCCCAGGAUCAAACACUAAAAAUGAAACUCAUUCAAACACACAAUGUGCUGCUGGGUACAGGAUGCAUGCCAUAGAGUCGAGCAGCACACAAGAACCGCACCUGCGUCCUCCCACUGACUGGAACUCAAACACAGAACCACACACACAAACAAAGACGGUGCCGCCACAUACAGAUUCACACACGCGGGCUGUUCACACACAGCCGCACCACUUCUCUGAAAUGACUCCUAACACCCAGACUCCCGCCGUCAACAGCCACACGUCCUCUUCUACUUCUGCCAAGCACUCUCAGUCUGUCAGUUCCACCUCCACCCUUUCUGAAAACAGUCACGUCUCCGUCGCAACAAGCACAACCACCAGUGCCUUUUCUCCUUUGUCCUCCAUUAGCUCUUCUUCUUCCACUCCUCCUCUUACUUCUUCUUCUCCAACUCCCAAUCCUCUCCUCCCUUCUUCCUCAGCAUCCCCACCUUUGACCCCAACCCCUCCCGUCCCUAAACCUCGUACUGUCCAGCUGGUUUUUAAAGGCGGUGUCAUCGGAGACGGCCAGAAGCUGCCAGAGGUCAGCGUUGUCAGGAAGCCUGAGACGAGCACGGUGGUCCACAAUGUAGCAACCGUGACGCAGAAGUUGCCAGAAAAAGUGCCUGAGACUGUCCCAACAGAAGCACAGAAAGAUCCUGAGAGCACAUUGAAUAUCGGAGAAUCUCCACCGCAUAAGCAGAGUGGGACUUCCCAAGAAAGAAAGAAUGAGGAAGCAGAUGAGAGACAACAUCAGAUAGCAGGAAUGCAGUUGGACGCUGGAAACAAAGCCAAGUCAAAUGUUUCAAUUACUGAUGCGCCAAAGGCAGAGAGAGUGAAUAUUCAGGAAACGAUUCCAAAAGAUGCCGAGCCCAAGAUGUUGACGUCAGCAGACUGCAAAUUAACCCCACAGAUAGACGGUGUAGCAACAGUACAGACGGAGUUAAAGUCCCCAGAAAGAGCCCAAGUGCCAAAUGAAAAAAGUGAGAAUGUGACGGAACGUAAAACAUACCUUGCAAGAGCACAUUUACCUCAGAGAAUAUCAUAUAGUGAGCUGACUCCACAAGAUAUAGACGCAUUAGAGACUGUAAAAGCUCCAACACACACUCCUGUUUCUGCCACACACACAUCCAAAGACACACAAGGCCAGCAAAGUAAUCCAAGUUUCACACCGGUACACCGCACAGACAGCAUGCCAAAUACUGCAAAAAAUAACAUCACCUUUCAAGUACAAGUUCCUAAAGCACGGGGGAGCACGCCUGAAGGACCCCUGCGCUUACAUCUCCCUGACAUAUACACGCCCGAUUUCCUUUCGCCGACGCCUGAGAUAGAAUCGCGGUUGCUCACAGCUCUCAUGCGCAGUCCGACUCCGGACGGAUUUCUUCCACGCACGCCCACCCCAGACUCGCAAAUGCACACGCCGGAUCCGCGGCCAUACACUCCAGAUUUUCGGACGCCUACGUCCGACGGGUACGCUUCAUCGAGGGCGGGCUCCGCUCUCUCCACCACCUCAGACGAGUACUACGAAUGUUGCGACUCUCCUCUCAACGAGCCUUAUUUCGCUUUCCGCAACCACGGGACGACAGAGGAUCACGUCAGCUUCACAAAUACUCCUAACGUUACAGCCAACAUCACAAGUCCUGCAUACUUAAAUUCUAACACUCAUGCUGCUUCAUUAGGCACAACAGACAGUAAUUCCUCCAGUCUGUCUGGGUCUGCUAGUGUCUCCUCUUUGUCUUCUUUACUUGAGAGGAAAGUGAAAAUGGAGGAGGAAACGGAAACCGCAAAUGAAGAAAAUGGGAGAGACGAGGAUGAAGAGGGGAGGAAAGGAGAGAGGAGGACAGAGGGAGGUUACCAGGAGACCGAGAGGAGAGGCAGCGAGGAGGACGCUAAGAGAACAGCAGAGACAGAAGAAAAAAACAAGGAGGCCCAAACCCAAGUCCCUAAAAGAAAGAGGGUGCCAAACCAAUCAGCAGCAGAGAAACGGGUCGACGGAAGAGUGACUCCACGAGAAUUAUCCAAUGAGAGGACAGGGCCAAAGCGAAAGUCCACAGGUGACCUUCAACCAAAGAAGACUUCUUCUGAGAGAAAGAGACCAGACAGAGAGAAGGCGGUGGACAAGGCGGCGGACAAGGCGGCACUAGGAUCCAGCAGCGUGGAGAGGAGGGAGAGACCAAAGUCAACUGACAUACAGAAGCUUUUGCAUACUCCUCCCAGAACUCCUCCCAGAACUUCACGAGGACUGCAGCAAGACAGCGCACCGGCCUCCCCUUCCCGACCAUCCAGACCCGCUCGACCCGUCGCAACCAACCAGGCUUUGGGGUCCCGUCCCUCGGGAAGCCGUCAGCUGAACCACGCAGAAAGCAAAGCAAUCCACGGUAGUCUCCAGGCCUUGAAUAAUGUCUCAUCUCCUCGCAGACCGCCGUCCAGACCGCCUGCUCCAGCGACAGCGGGCGCUGUCGGGUCAGCGGCUGGGCGGAAGCAGGCCGAAGUCUCUCAGAGCCACCAGAGCCUCCUCUCUCGCCAGCCUCCUGCAGCGCAGGGCCGGACGAGAGCCGGGCAGUCGCAGAGUCAACAUCCCUACCCAAAACCCCAGGCCUCCUUUCUCCACACGCACUCUAACAGAGAGGAGCAGCUCCAACCUCAUUCCCAGAAGCAGACGGUAACACAGCGGGAAACACAUUGGCAGGAGGAAGGAAAGGCUCCAUUUAGCUUCUCUUUUAGCAAGCUGUACAGCCUGAAGGGCCUGAAGGAUAAGAUGAGCAAGCUGCCAGCACAGAGCAAGAGAGGUGGCGCCAGCUCUCCGGGACUGGGGCGCAAGAGCACGAGCUAGUCUGGAACCGUCAUUCUGACAUCAAUUUUUAUGUUACUCUAACACAUCAAGCCAAAGAAAAGGCAGGUUAAAAUAAAGAAUUAAGAUGGUUCUCCUCACCUCCAAGAGAAACGCUUGACUUGACCCAGUUUGUGUGAAAGAAAUGCCAAAAAUAGCAUCUUAUUUGGCUCUGCCCCACCCUUUUCACCCUUGGGUUACUUCUUGCUGACGCUUUUAGUGUAUAUCUCAAGUUUGACCUUUGACCUAUGAUUCGUGGAAUUGGCCUGCUCCUGUCUCGUCUGAUGGAGGACACAGAUUAAGUUAUUUUCCACAUGGCAGUGUUAAACCUCUCCUGUGCAUGAUGUUGCUCAUAUACUGGAACCAAACAGAGAGCGAUUGGACAGGUGGUUUCCUUUUUCUCUUGGCUUCUCAUUUCUAGAGAUGAUUCGUAUUCAUGUUGCUGCAUGUCAAACUUUUGAAAUUGUUUUUCAUGUUGAAAAUCCAGCUGCCUUUUUCUGGCUGAACACGGAGCUUUGUGCUUUAGGAGGUCGUGACCUCUGAUGCUGUCGACGGCCUUGACAUCUGGAGUGGAGUUUUGUUGCUUCCUCACCCACCUGGACUUGAACAACUGAACAAUGGAGUUGUUUGUAAACUAUUUUUAUGUGAACAUUUGGAUAUUAAAUGUUCAAAUUGUUUGUAUGACCAAAGAAAAUAAACACCAGGUACAUGUGUAAAGCGUGUAUAAACCCAGAAGUUUGCCUUUUACAUGCUGCAAAUCAGAUAGGCUGCUUUGACUUCAAUCGACUGUACGUAUACUAGGGAUGCAAAGAUACCUGAUCAGAUAUCGGGACGAUACCGACUCAAAUAGUUGGGUCGGGUAUUGGUGAUAAUGGGGCCGAUCUAUUAAAUUUAGUCCUAUCUUUAUAUACUAAAUACAUUAUAUACUGGAAUUUUAAUUCCUGUUUAAGUUUUGACCAAUUUGUUGCUGCAUU
Molecule: messenger RNA, 5745 nt
Organism: Sebastes umbrosus (honeycomb rockfish)
Lineage: Eukaryota; Metazoa; Chordata; Actinopteri; Perciformes; Sebastidae
Product: protein FAM83G-like
Exons: 5
Coding region: 239-4774 (1511 amino acids)
Source: RefSeq, a predicted model, not a curated record